This is a messenger RNA of Sorex araneus (European shrew), 585 nucleotides long. RefSeq lists its product as uncharacterized. Lineage: Eukaryota; Metazoa; Chordata; Mammalia; Eulipotyphla; Soricidae. The record is from RefSeq and is a predicted model, not a curated record. The transcript has a single exon. The coding region runs from base 1 to 585 and encodes 194 amino acids.
AUGCUAAAUAUCAUUCAGGCACUUAGCUGGACACUAGUACUUUUUAUCUGGAGAAAUGUCACAGUAAAAAAUUUAGACUGGGGAUCUUCAGGCGACUCCCCCGAGCCUCUGGAUUCCCACAGCGGCCAUGAACAAGCGUCGUUCGUGCGGCCAGCCCAGCCGACUUUCCUGGCCCACUUCAAAGAGCGGGUUGGCUACCGGGAAGGACCCACCAUAGAAACCGAGAGAAUCCAGCCUCAGUUCCCAGGUGAAGAUGGUGACCAAAGUGACAAAGAAGAUGAACAACCCCAGGUGGUGGUUUUUAAAAAGGGAGACUUGUCAGCUGGAGAAGUCAUGAAAAUUAAAGCAGAAAUAAAGGCUGCCAAUGCAGAUGAAGAACCAGCUUCAACUGGUGGGAGAGUCAUGUACCGAAAGCCAGACAAGUGUUCCUCAGAUGGGAAGAAGUGCGGUCUAACAGCAAGCUCAAUAGAGAAGAAAACUAAUGAAGAUGAAGUCAAUAAGCAGGACUCUGUGAAAAAGAACUCACAAAAACUAGUCAAAAACAGUAGGCUCCUUUCUUUUGGCAAUGAAGAUGAAAAUGAAUAA